UGAAAAGGCUGACUACAUACAGUAAGAGAGUGGAGGGACUUUUUUCUUCAAACUAUUUUUCAGCAUUGCUGUCAAAGUUUGAUAGAUAUGUUCACAUUCAGUGUACUAUAUUUGUUUAGAAUUCAGUGACAUUCCAGUCCCUCCAGGGCCAAUAUAUACAAGCCCCUGCACCCCAGCAUGAUUCAUUACCCACAACCACCAACAGAUUCCUCUCCUCUGUUCCUUGGAAAGUUCCAACCAAUAAACGUAGCUUGCCAAGCUUGUUUUCCAUCGCUUCUUGGCAAGGGCAUGGCAUAAUUGGCAGAGGUGAUGGUAAAUCUGUUCACUUGUCAAGCUCAAUCCAUCACGGGCCAAUUACAUGCCUGGUGUAUAUAAUGGUGGUGGAUAGCCUCCCCAGAGCAUUACAAAGAAGUCUGAGCCUUGUGCAACUGAUCAGUAAGGGUGGACUGAUUGAACUGUCUUAAUUUUCUUAUGUUCCUCAAAGUUGCUUGCUUUCUGGAAGUGGUACCGAUUGGAGGGAAAAAGUGAGAUUUAACCAGACCCUGCAACAAUUCACCAUGCUGCUGACAUCCCGACACCAGCGGUUCUCGCUAGCGCUUCUUCUCACCCUGCAGAUGCUAGCCUACCAGCCCUGCCAGGCUCAGGACCAAGACUCAGUGGGCACAAGCAAAACUACGGAACCCCUGGCACCCCCAUCGAUGUGCCAGUACAUGCUGAGAGGGGAACCUGGUCCCCCAGGAGCCCCCGGCUUACCGGGUAUACAGGGGCCUGCUGGCAUGCCAGGUAACCAUGGAAAUAAUGGCAUCAAUGGACUGACGGGCCCCCAUGGGCCAAAAGGUGACAUGGGACCCCCAGGCCCACCAGGCCUUCAGGGCAGCGCAGGUACCCCCGGUCCUUACGGCCCCUCAGGUAAGGCGGGGGUCCCCGGCCAACCAGGCAACUCAGGGGAGUCAGGAGGCCGCGGGCCGCGAGGACAAACUGGGGAAAGCGGCCCCAAGGGAGAGAAGGGAGACAGUGCAUCAGUUACAUUAACCUCAUCAAGGCACAUGCUACCUAGAACGGGCCGGAGAAAAAUUGCAUUUUCCGUCGCCGCGACCAACACGAUGACAGCACCCGCUGAGGAUUCCAUCGUCCAGUUUGAUCACAUCUUCACGCGUCACGGGACGGAAUUUGACCCAGAGACGGGCAAGUUCACGUGCCAGGUCAACGGUACGUACUACUUCAUCAUACAUGCCAACAAGUGGACCAACUCUCGAAAUUUGCACAUUAAGCUCAUGAAGAAUGGCUCUCUGAUGACUGCUCUGUACGAAGAUGCGGGCUACGAUUAUUACGACGCUGCCACCAACAGUAUCCUCUUGGAUCUAAAGCAUGGCGACAAGGUGUGGCUGCAGCUGCACAGCAACAGUGAGGUGUACAGUGGACUGACUAGGAUGACUACGUUCUCUGGUUGGCUUGUCUUUGAAGAUUAAACCAUUAAUAGGACGUUUCAUGGGCCGAGCAAAAACUGUCACAAAUGACCAAUCUUAUAGUCUAAAUUGGAUAGUCUAAUUUGUACAAUAUGUACAUUACGAGUAAAAUGCACCUUACAAGAAACGUAAUUUAAACCUGUCGAAUACAAGCUUGGAAAAGUUUUAACUGAUCUCCCAAUAUUUCAAUGGGGAUGUCACCUUUGUUUCUCUGAUGUUACGUUUACUUUAGUAACACUUUUUUUGAAAGCUUGAAAACAUUACAAAAAGUUGUGUCCGUAUUUGUGUUUCACCAAAGUGACGCUUUCAAUUUCGACUUGAAUUUUUUUUGUAAAUUAAUGAAAAUUUAAUGAUAACAGCUUUGUAGUGAAGAGCUAAAACCUGCUCGUAUGAACUACAUGUAAUGCUUUAAAGCUUAAAUAGAAGUUUUUCAAAAGUGAAAAUGAUUUUCAGUGGUCCUUCUGAAAAAGAUUACAAAAAAAGAAAGAUAAAAAUGAUUUGGUCCUGCAUGUACAAACAUGCAGAGAUUGAUCAGUGCCUCCAGAAUGUCAAUGCUUUUUUUCAUCACUGAGUAGUCAGUGGAAAGGAUUCAAGUUUAAUAACUUGUAUAUAAAUACUGUAUGUUCAUGUAGCAUAAUUGGUUAGAUGUUUGGAGAUGUCCCAUAUUUGCUGACUUAUUAAAAGUGCACUGUAUGGUACCAUUAUAGUUAAACUUUUUUAUUUCAAGGUGAUAAUAAAGUAAGCCAAUAGUUUGCUACUGUGAACUUUAGCUGAUUGUG
Messenger RNA from Patiria miniata (bat star), 2245 nucleotides. RefSeq names its product collagen alpha-1(X) chain-like. The record is from RefSeq and is a predicted model, not a curated record. Bases 558 to 1469 code for a protein of 303 amino acids. The transcript is spliced from 3 exons. Gene Ontology annotation, molecular function: protein binding. Lineage: Eukaryota; Metazoa; Echinodermata; Asteroidea; Valvatida; Asterinidae.